AUGGGCGUCCAGCUCUUCAAGCUGUCCCUCGCGACGCUCGCCGUCGUCUCAUCCUUCACGGCGCCGGGCGCCCCGGCGCCGGCGCCCCGGUCGCUCGUCAGAAGACACAUGGACCUCGACACCGUGCGCCUCGUGGGCGACGGCGCGGCGGCGUUCGUCGGCGGCUCCAUGGGCGUCGCCGGGACGCUGGCCGUCUACGAGAACAACAGAUUUCAUGCGAAACAACGCGUAGUCUGCGCCUACUGCGAGGGCACGGGCUACCUCAAGUGCGCGACCUGCAUGGGCACGGGCCUCCUCGCGGACGGCAGCAAGUGCCACACCUGCGAGGGCGCCGACGCGGCCAGGGCGGACGGCAAGCACGUCUGCGUCAACUGCGAGGGCACGGGCCUCACGAUCCCCGCGGCCUUCGACCGCAAGGAGAUCAAGGCCCAGGACGACGAGAUCGAGCGCCAGCUCGACGAGAUCGGCAUCGCGGCGCUCGCCGACGACAUCAUCCGCGCGGAGAAUCGACCCGGCGACAUGCUCGAGGUCGGCCGCAUGCUCCAGCGACGAGCGAUCAGGCGAGUGUCCGGGAAGGCGGGCGACGACGCGUCGUCGGGCGGCGACUGA
Molecule: messenger RNA, 609 nt
Organism: Aureococcus anophagefferens
Lineage: Eukaryota; Pelagophyceae; Pelagomonadales; Pelagomonadaceae
Exons: 2
Coding region: 1-609 (202 amino acids)
Source: RefSeq, a predicted model, not a curated record